AUGUUUUCUGCCUUGAAGAAAUCAUUGAGGAUAGAGCCAAAGACCGAAGCGCCAAAAAAUGAUACUCCAGACAAAGAGACGAAAGAAGAGGAUAGAAUAGAGGAUAUCAUCGUAAUCAAAGAUCUAGACGCGACAAGAAAUGAAGGAGGGACUGGAACAAUCGAAGAAGCUAGAGAUGAAGAUUUGUUUGUGGUGAAAGAUCUGGAUGCAAGAUUGGAAGAGGAAGAUACAAAGAGGGAACAGAAUCUGGGAGUCGAAGAGGGAUUGGAGGAUAACAAAAGGGAAUCCGAAAGCAUCGGAGAGAAAUAUGUGAAGGAGGACGAUACUUUGGUAGUGACAGAUUUAGAUGUCAAGGACGAAAUCGAGAGUGUGGAAGAGAAAGAUGCUAAAGUGGAUGAAACUCACGUGGAAACGGACGUUACCGAGGACAACGUUGAAGAAGAAUCAACACAAGAAUUAACGUUACCAUCGAUAUCAUCAAAGAACAUUGAAAUCCCAUCAUCACCGUCACCACCGUCGCCACCAUCAUCAGAAAUUGGUGAUUAUGUUGAAGAAAGCAAGGGGAAACAAACGACAACGCCGCUUGCCGCUUCGGCAAUUUUUGACACCCCUGGCAACGAUCGUUGCUUGGUGGGGUCACCGCCGGCAACUACCGCCAAUCCUAAUUUAGAAGUAAACAAAUUUGAGGAAACCAGCACAUCCACAUCACCACGUCACUCACGUACAAUUUCACCAACUCUUAUUGAAAAUCAUAGUCACACGCAAAAUCAAGAAAAGAGGUUUUCUUCUUCCACAACAGAUUUUGAAAUAAACGCUCCGAAUACCCCACCUGCGACACCACCUAGGGUUGUAAGGCGGGAAAGAUCUGCGAGCCAAAGAGAACGCGAGACACUACGUUCGAGACAAUUUUCCGAGGCAGCACGAUUGCAGAGAUCUGCAGAGAAACCCGAGAAAGGCGAGGAAGAGCUCGGGCUAGGAAGAAGAAGAAAGAGAUAUCAGCAUAGAAAUAAAUCUAAGGGAUCAAUUUCAGGCUCAGGGGAAGCGUUGAAAGCAGUUGAACCGCUGCAUGAGCAUCAGCUUGGAAAGAUGGCUUUUGCUGAACAGCAACAGUGGAUUACGGUGCAACAGAAGACUUUCACGAAAUGGUUAAACACCAAGAUAGCGCACAGGAAAUUGGAGGUAAUAGAUUUGGUUAAAGAUUUGAGCGAUGGAGUCAUUCUCAUCCAUCUUCUCGAAUGCCUUUCCAACGAAUCACUCGGACGAUAUGCGGCGAAGCCUAAACUACGAGUGCAGCGAUUUGAGAACGCAAAUUUGUCGCUAGACUUCAUCAAAUCCAGAGGAAUCCAAAUGACAAACAUCGGAGCCGAAGAUGUUGUGGACGGAAACCGCAAAAUCAUACUCGGCUUGAUCUGGACGCUCAUUCUCCGAUUUACCAUCUCCGACAUCAACUUGGAGGGUAUGACUGCAAAAGAAGGUUUAUUGCUAUGGUGUCAAAGAAAAACAGCUUGCUACGAAGAGGUCGAUGUUCGAAAUUUUACAGACAGUUGGAAUGAUGGCUUAGCAUUCUGUGCAUUGCUUGAUAUCCAUCGCCCAGAUCUAAUCGAUUAUGAUACUUUGGACAAGGAUGAUCACCGAGGAAAUAUGCAAUUGGCUUUUGACAUUGCUACUAAGGAAAUUGGUAUUCCGGCACUUUUGGAUGUUGAGGAUGUCUGCGACGUGGCUAAACCGGAUGAAAGGAGUUUGAUGACCUACAUAGCCUAUUGGUUCCAUGCCUUCUCGCAAAUGGAGAAGGUGGAAAAUGCUGGUCGAAGAGUAGAGAAGUUCGUUAACAACAUGCAAGGAGCUUGGGAGAUGCAGAGUGCUUACGAGAAGAGAAUGAGAGCACUUUUGAAGAGUAUUAAGGAGCAGGUUGUUACUUGGCAAGAUGCGACGUUCGAAGGUACGUAUGCAGAUGCAAAGAAACAAGCGACACACUUUAGUUCAUACAAGAGAGGCCAGAAAAGAGAGUGGGUUGCAGAGAAAAGUGAUCUUGCAGCACUGUUAGGGAACAUAAAGACGAAGCUCAGCACAUACCGUCUUCGAGCUUAUGACCCACCCCCAGAGUUGAGGUUGAGUGUUCUGGAUGAAGAAUGGGCGAAGUUAAUGAAAGGGGAAAUGGCAAGAGGUCAACUGAUAAACGAGACCAUCAGGGAUAUCAAAAAUGCCUUACGAAGAUCUUUCGCCGACAAAGCCAACGACUUCGCGACUACUCUGAAUACUAUGCAAUUGGCAAUAUCAGGAUUGGAGGGUGAUGUGGAGGAUCAACUGGUUCAUGUACGCCGAUUACAUGAUAACCUUCCACCUCUCAAUCAAUUCUUGGAUCAAAUCGAGGCCAUAGACAAGAAAUGCGAGGAAGCAAAUAUUGAGGAGAAUGAUUUUACGACUUACACAUACGAUGAGCUUUGCUACGAGAUGAGUCUUGUCAAAAAUUCCGUUGCGAAGAAGUUGGCAUUCUUGGACAACCAAGUAGUGGCUCGUAACAUGACAAAUUUGACGCCAAUACAACUUGAAGAAUUCGAAAGUGUUUUCCGACAUUUUGAUCGCGACGCUACCAACAGUCUACAAGAGUUGGAAUUCAGUGCAGCCUUGGCAUCACUUGGUCUCGUCUUCUCCGAAGACGAAAUGCACGACUAUUUCCUCGACACAUCAAACGGAAAAGACUACGUAACGUUUGAAGAAUUCAUCCGAUUUAUGGUGGAUGUCACAGAAGAUCAAAAUACAGCGGAGCAAGUUUUUCAGUCCUUCCGCGAAGUUGCGGACGGCAAACCAUAUGUUACAGAAAUGGAUUUGAGACAUAGUUUGGUACCCGAUGAAGUCAUUGAAAAAUUGACUCAGUUCAUACCAAUGCAUAAAGGCCCUGAUCUACAAGAGGAUAGAGGUAUGCCACAAUAUGAUUACAUCAGUUUUAUGGACAAAUUACUUGGAGGAAAUGAGGAAGAUGGAAAUGAGGGGGCUUUAAGCGAAUUGACCAAUGGAAGAAGUCCAAAGAGAGCGAGUGGGAGCGGUGGAAAGGCAAAUGGGGCUCAUUGA
Botrytis byssoidea is the source of this 3069-nucleotide messenger RNA. RefSeq lists its product as uncharacterized. Gene Ontology annotation, biological process: actin cytoskeleton organization; actin filament bundle assembly. Gene Ontology annotation, cellular component: actomyosin contractile ring; cell junction; actin filament bundle. The transcript is spliced from 4 exons. The coding region runs from base 1 to 3069 and encodes 1022 amino acids. Gene Ontology annotation, molecular function: actin lateral binding; calcium ion binding. NCBI's taxonomy places the organism in Eukaryota, Fungi, Ascomycota, Leotiomycetes, Helotiales, Sclerotiniaceae. The record is from RefSeq and is a predicted model, not a curated record.